Molecule: messenger RNA, 1079 nt
Organism: Scylla paramamosain (green mud crab)
Lineage: Eukaryota; Metazoa; Arthropoda; Malacostraca; Decapoda; Portunidae
Product: exosome complex exonuclease RRP42-like
Exons: 6
Coding region: 188-1060 (290 amino acids)
Biological process (GO): U4 snRNA 3'-end processing; U5 snRNA 3'-end processing; nuclear mRNA surveillance
Cellular component (GO): nuclear exosome (RNase complex); cytoplasmic exosome (RNase complex)
Molecular function (GO): mRNA 3'-UTR AU-rich region binding
Source: RefSeq, a predicted model, not a curated record
GGUAUUUUUUGGAUUGUUGUGGUGCAGCGGCGUGGUGAGCAGAGAGCGUGGUGAGCGGAGAGGGAAAGAAAGAUAGGAUCCUUGCCACCUUAUUAACAUCAAAACGAAGACUAAAGAAGUAGAAAUCUUAAGGUCCAAGAAGUAAUGUACAGGUGAAGGUGAAGAGUAAAGCAGAUAACUUGUAAUAAUGGCAGAUAUAAGCUUGAGUGAGGCGGAGAAGAGAUAUAUUGUGGAUGGAGUAAAGCUGGGCAUUCGUGUGGAUGGGCGGGAGCGGCUGGACUACCGGCAAUUGGAGAUUGAGACAGGCCUGGUGUCAACUGCCAAUGGGUCAGCCCGAGUGCGCCUUGGCUGCACAGAUGUUCUUAUUACUGUCAAGAUGGAAAUGGAACCACCACCACCACAGCAACCGAAAGAUGGACAGAUACACUUCUUUGUCAACUGCUCAGCCAAUGCAGCCCCAGAGUUUGAGGGUCGAGGCGGAGAGGAUUUAGCUACCAGCCUGAGUGCAAUGCUUGACCGCCUCUACUCCUCCCCUCUGUCCCUCGACACAAGCCGGCUGUGUGUGGUGCCCGGCAAGCAUGUCAAGGUGCUCUAUGUGGAUGUGGAGAUUCUAGAGUGUGGUGGGAACUUGUUUGACACAGUGAGUUUGGGAGUGAAGGCAGCACUGUGGGCUACCAGAAUGCCUAGAAUAUAUAUCACUGGGGAGGAUGGAGGGGAGCUGGAGUUCAUGGUGUCAGACAACCCUCAAGAAGUUGACCGAGUGGAUGUGUCCAAUGCUCCUAUCCUCAUCACACACUUGAGGAUAACAGAGAACUUGACAGUAAUUGACCCAACCCCAGAGGAGGAGUGCUGUGGGCCUGUGCAGGUGGUGGUUGGUGUCACUCCCAAGGGCCUCAUCACCACCACACAACAGUUAGGGGCUGGGACUUUUGCACCACAGACUCUCUCAGCUUCCCUCAAAAGUGCACAGGAGUUGGGAGUUAAGAUCCACCAUCAGCUCAUGCAAAGGCUACAGCAGGAGGAGAGCAUUCCCAACAGAAAGACUAAAGGCUUCUUAUAAUACAUUAUACCAAAGCAGA